CUCGCCUUCCUUCAAUUAUUCAGCAGACAUAUAAAUAUGAAGCAGGAUCGCGAGAAGAUGGAAGAACGGGGAGAGGCUGAUUUAAUAGAUGACCAGUGUUGUGGGGAUGACUGAUUGCUGCCUCGUUGACUUAAGCUCCAAAGAGCUUUAGAGAAAGGCUUAACAAUGUAGACCGCGUUAAUACCACAGCGCCAUAUCUGCACCUCCUCUUGUCUUCCUGCCGUCGAUAUAAUUAUCCACGUGGACUGAAUCUGCAAGCUUAUCAUAAAUCCAAAGCCGCUUCUUAAGAUUGUGCUAUGUUUUUGCUGUUGUGGGGCUUUAGACGUCGGCAUGUUUCAUCUUGGAAAGGAGGGAAAGAAAAAAAGAUCCGAUAAAUGCGUGAGGGGGGCUGUUACGCACGGUGCGUCUCCAUCAUGACGUCGUGAAUUAGCUCAAGAUCGUAGAGGUGGAGAGAGGAAAAAAAGGAGGGGAGUGUGGUGAAUCGCUGUUUCGUCGUUUAUGGUGGGGUUGCGUUUGUAUAUAGUGGAUGUAUGGGGCUUUUUUUCUCUAUGGAUUUUUUGUCAUCUCUUCUCUUGGCCAUGCGUAACUGCAGUACACGGAAACAAUCCGAAUGAGAGCCGUCUCGUUUUUGUAAGAUUCUGUUUACGCACGGAGCAGCUUGCACAUUUACUGUAUAGCCAUAUUAACAGAGCCAUAAAAAUCGUUGCAAAGAUGCAUAUUUCUACCAAAUAAUCUGACACCGGGCUUUUCCCCUGGCGGGUCCCACCCGGAGGACUUACUCUUAUCUUCACUGAGCGCAUCGAAACUAAUAAUCCAGAAAUGGCACGGCUAUUGUUUCUGAUUCUUCUCUGUGCUCUUCCAUCUCUCGUUGUGCCCAUACAUAAUUCAUCAGCUGGAGGCUGUGCCAUCAUCCGGCCUCCCAGGGAUGGUGGGAUCCGCUAUAGAGGCCUAACACAAGAACAGAUCCGCAGUGUGCAGAUCCUGCCUGUGGAUUAUGAGAUAGAGUACAUCUGCAGAGGAAACCGAGUGAUCGUGGGACCGAAGGUCAGGAAGUGCUUACCCAACGGCACAUGGACCGACAUGAUGCAGGCCAGCAGAUGUUUGCUGCUGUGCCCGCGGGUGUGGACGUCUCUGGAGAACGGCAGGGUGACGGCGAAGCCUCCCGGGCCCCCCGUGGAAGGAACCGUGCUUCAUUACAGCUGCCACGCCGGCUUCAUCCUGGAGGGCAGAAACAUCAGCCAUUGCACUAAGCUGGGCAAGUGGGACGCGCCUAAACCCACCUGCCUGUAUGACAGAAACUACACAGGCAAGAAGAAGCUGUACAUCGGAGCGCUGUUCCCCAUGAGCGGAGGCUGGCCGGGCGGUCAGGCGUGCAUGCCCUCCGCUCAAAUGGCCCUGGACCUGGUGAACAACAGGAGCGACAUCCUGCCCGACUACGAGUUGGAGCUCAUCCACUACGACAGCAUGUGCGACCCAGGAGAAGCUACAAAGUUGCUGUAUGACCUUCUGUACACCGAGCCCAUCAAGAUUGUCCUGAUGCCCGGCUGCAGUGGCGUCUCCACGUUAGUGGCUGAAGCAGCUCGCAUGUGGAACCUCAUAGUGCUCUCCUAUGGUUCCAGCUCACCAGCCCUGUCCAAUCGCCAGCGUUUCCCGACAUUCUUCCGCACGCACCCGUCAGCCACCCUUCACAACCCCACCAGGGUGAAGCUCUUCAAGAAGUGGAAGUGGACUCGUAUCGCCACCAUUCAGCAGACCACUGAAGUCUUCACUUCCACUCUGGAUGAUCUGGAGCAGAGGGUGAAGGAGGCAGGCAUCGAGAUCAGCGUUCGCCAGAGUUUCCUCACCGACCCGGCUGUCGCUGUCAAGAACCUCAAGCGCCAGGACGCUCGGAUCAUCGUGGGGCUCUUUUAUGAGACCGAAGCACGGAAGGUGUUUUGUGAGGUGUUUAAGGAGAAGCUCUACGGGAAGAAGCAUGUGUGGUUCCUGAUAGGCUGGUACGCAGACAACUGGUUUAAGAUCAAAGACCCGGCCAUCAACUGCACAGUGGAGAACAUGACGGAGGCCGUGGAGGGACACGUGACCACUGAGAUCGUCAUGCUGAAUCCUGAAACUGUCCGUGGAGUCUCCAACAUGACAUCACAGGAGUUUCUCGCUGCCUUGAUGUCUCGUCUGGGAGGGAAGAACCCUGAGGAGACCGGCGGGUUUCAGGAGGCCCCUCUAGCCUACGAUGCAGUGUGGGCACUGGCCCUAGCCCUUAAUAAGACUGUGGCACCGCUGAAGGCCAAGGGCCGGCGUCUGGAGGAUUUCAACUAUAACAACCACGACAUCACGUCCGAGAUUUACAGGGCCCUCAACACGAGCUCCUUUGAAGGCGUCUCGGGCCAGGUGGUGUUUGACGCCCAGGGAUCCAGGAUGGCAAUGACUCUUAUCGAGCAACUGCAAGGAGGCAGUUAUAAGAAGAUUGGUUACUAUGACAGCUCUCAAGGGAACCUCUCCUGGUUUGGCAAUGAUGUUUGGAUAGGUGCUGGGCCUCCAGCCGAUCGGACAGUGGUGAUUGACGAAUACAGGUACCUGUCUCAAAAGCUGUUUGCAGCCGUGUCCGUCUUCGCCGGCCUCGGCAUCCUGCUCGGCAUCGUCUGUCUAACCUUCAACAUCUAUAAUGGGAACGUCCGGUACAUCCAGAACUCACAGCCCUACCUGAACAACAUGACAGCGGUGGGCUGCAUGAUGGCGCUCGCUGCUGUGUUCCCGCUGGGGAUUGAUGGUCACCACGUCCAGAAGUCUCAGUUCCCCGUCGUCUGCCAGUUCCGCCUGUGGCUCCUCGGCCUCGGCUUUAGCCUGGCCUACGGCAGCAUGUUCACCAAGAUCUGGUGGGUCCACACCCUCUUCACCAAGAAGGACGAGAAGAAGGAGAAGAAGAAGCAACACUUGGAGCCGUGGAAACUCUACGCAACGGUCGGGGUGCUGCUGGCUAUCGACUUCCUGUCACUCAUGAUCUGGCAGAUUGUGGAUCCUUUGCACAUUACUAAGGAGAAGUUCACUAAGGAGGCCCCUAAAGAAGAUUUGGAUGUCCUGAUUCAGCCCCUGCUGGAGCACUGCAGCUCAAAGAAGAUGAACACGUGGCUUGGUGUGGUUUACGGCUACAAGGGUCUGCUGCUGCUGCUGGGCAUUUUUCUGGCAUACGAGACCAAGUCUGUCUCCACAGAAAAAAUCAAUGACCAUCGGGCCGUGGGGAUGGCUAUUUACAACGUUGCUGUGUUGUGCCUGAUCACAGCUCCAGUGACUAUGAUCCUGUCUUCACAGCAGGACGCCUCCUUUGCCUUUGCCUCUCUAGCUAUCGUCUUCUCUGCCUACAUCACACUGGUGGUGCUCUUUGUACCCAAGAUGCGGCGUCUCAUCACCCGCGGCGAGUGGCAGUCGGAGCAGCAGGACACCCUGAAGACCGGCUCGUCCACCAACAACAACGACGAGGAAAAGUCCAGGCAGCUGGAGAGGGAGAACAGGGAGCUGCAAAAGAUCAUCCAGGAGAAAGAAGAGAGGGUUUCGGCACUCCGCAAUCAGCUGGCUGAACGACAGGCUCUACGCAACCGCCGCCGACCCUCCACGGGCCAGAAUCAGAACCACAAUGCCCCGCCUCCUUCGUCUCAGCCAGAUCCCAAGUCCCUGCUCCCUCCGCCCGGCUAUCCCAACCCAACCACGGACAAUCAUUCCCUCCCACCUUCCUUCUCCAACUCCUCCAACCUCUACCCAGCAGACAGCAAGAUGAGCCGCAACCACUGUCACAACAGCCAGAUCCCGCUGCUGUAUAAAUAGGUGAAACACGGGAGGGCUCGGGUGGGGGAGGCGCACACGGAACAGAACAGCACAGCACAGCACGAGACACUGUGAGUUUCACUUGUUUGGGCAACGAGCACAGCGGAGUAGUGACACUGUUUUAAAACAUGGCGUGGAAGCUGAAAUGAGUACACAGGAGUGCUUUAUACUCGGGGAGAGUCACACAGGUAACACCCAUCCUCUAAGUUUUGAUCUCACUGUGUUCAACCCAGAAACACGGCACACGCGGUGGCUCAACGUGGCGACAAGCACAUCUAAGACUAGCAGCACACGACGUCUUUUUCAAAGAUCAAGUGAACAAUAGUCUCUUAAUCAUUCCGCUCCCUCAUUCGUUAUCUGGUUUCGUUGUGGAGACGCAGUGUCGAGGAUCUUCAAAGGAUGUGUUUGUGUCUUUGCUAUAUCGUCUCCACAUUUUGUCUCUCGAGUUCAUUAACUAGACAGACAUGCGGUAGUGAUUUAUAUUGGUCUGUAAUAUUUGAUUGUUUUGUCAUAGAGUUGUUGUUCUAUUCUCUGUUAAGCUUUCAGGAGAGUUGUGAAAACUGAAAUUUGCAAAGGGACAAAGCAAUGUACAGUUUUGACUUUUUUUUCCCUCUAGUGUUUCCUCUAAAAGCAGCCGAGAAGCUCAGAAGCGAAAAUGUGCAUUAUUAAACAGCCAUAAUUUUAAAAGGCCAGGGAGCUAAGCAUGCAUGGAUGUCUGUUGUCAGGACUGUGUGUUCAAGUACAAAACUGCAUUUUAAUAAGCUAGUUCCUUAUUAGACCCAUGUUGAAGGAGACAAUGAUCAAAGUUGCUGAUGAAUGAGGACAGUUUUGAUAGCUUUGGGGUUUGAAAUCAUAUUUUACAAUGUUUUUUUUUGAAGUUUGUGUUUAUUUAUCAGUACAGUACAGUAGGAGACAUCGAGUCACAUCAAGCCUGCAUGUAAUGUAUCUUGCAGAUAUUGUCAUCUACAGUCCUUCAGGGUCGUCCCCUUGUGCAGCUCUGGAUCAGCACUGCUGCUGACCCUACAUUCAAAUCCUCACCAUUUGGGGCCCUUAGCUUCAGCACUGGGGCCAAACACCAAUUUUCAGUGGAAAUACACUCAGUGUGCAAGACAGCAAGUAGUCCAGGAGUGUCAGGGGUGCAAAUAUCACUCCUCAGACGUUCACGAGGAGUGAUAUUUUCCAAAUGUUUAAAAGGUUAAACACACCAAAUCUUUUGCCCAAGUUCUGUCAUCGUUUAAACACAUAAAAGAUUAAAGACCGUGACAUCGCCUCCCGAGGGUCAGCAUUACUGUUCUGAUACGUGGAAGUACAUAUAUGAGGUUGAAUGGUUCUCAGAUAGAGAAUGGAAGUGUUCCAGAUGCGCACAAGGAGACUGCGUUGAAUGGGAAAUCAGACAAAUUUAAGUCAAGUUUGAUUUUUAUCUGUGGAGUCCUGGAAAUAUUUGAUAUGAGCAAUCGUCAUCACUUACCAUUUUCUAUCGAAAAAUGAUGACCAGCGCCCAGCUGUCUAUUCUGGCUGCCUAAUUUCACGGGGGUACAGUUACCCGUCAUCCAGAUUCUUAUACAGUCUACAAAACUCGAGCCAUCCAAAUUCCAAUGUACUUAAUAGAAGCAUAGUCUGUACUUUCUGCCUUUUAAAAAUCAAAACCACUUUAUGUUUCGACGGCAGUGAGACUUUGAGGGCUUCUGUGAUGGCUUUUACUGUAGAUAUGCAGAGAAAGCACAAUUUUUUUUAUACCUGUAAAUCUGUUACCCGUCAUACUUGUAAACUUAGUUUUUUGUGUCGUAUGUAUACAUACAUGAAUUUUUUCUUUUUUCCCACAGACGAUUGGGAAUGAAGCUAAUUUAUUUUCUUCAUUUUUUGCCCUCGGCUAAGUCGUGAAAGCAUCAAUGAAGGACUUAAAGUAAUGUGACAUAGUGUAUUUAUUCGGCAGUUAAUGCGGAUGUACUAUUUCAUUCAUGAGCUAUUUCCAGAUUUUAUAAAACAAUGACGCCUGAAUGACGCUGUUAGCAGAUAACACAACACUUUGUCAAAUAUUUUUAAAUAUCUGUAAAUCACAGUGUGCACUUUAAACCGAACAAACGAUUCCGCUCUGUGUCGCUGUUACUCGGUUUAGCUCAGGGUUUGGGGGAGGACCGUCACAGUCAACUUAAAUGAAUGAAAUAGGCCAUAUUUAUUAACUGUGCAGUACCUUGAUCACUUGAUAGUGUAGUAUAUGAAUGCAGAAAUUACUUCAGAAAUGUUCUAUUAUCUUGCACAUAUAUAAGAAUAUACAUGGAUUUGGGGAUAUUUGUAUUCACUAUAUCUAAGAUCUUAAAUGUUAAUAUAUUUCAGAGUAUGUGUAUGCAGAUAUAUGGGUACCAUAAAUAAAAUAUUUGUUUUUUCA
Messenger RNA from Oreochromis aureus, 6199 nucleotides. It is a transcript of the gene gabbr1a, whose product is annotated as gamma-aminobutyric acid (GABA) B receptor, 1a. Lineage: Eukaryota; Metazoa; Chordata; Actinopteri; Cichliformes; Cichlidae. Gene Ontology annotation, cellular component: G protein-coupled receptor heterodimeric complex; membrane. The record is from RefSeq and is a predicted model, not a curated record. The transcript is spliced from 24 exons. Gene Ontology annotation, biological process: G protein-coupled receptor signaling pathway; gamma-aminobutyric acid signaling pathway. Bases 820 to 3813 code for a protein of 997 amino acids. Gene Ontology annotation, molecular function: G protein-coupled GABA receptor activity.